AUGGACAAUGGGGGUGCGAUCCAAGUGAAGCAACUGGCGAAGACUGGAAAGGAACCCCCCAAUACGCCUCCAUUGGUACGUGCUCACCCUACAGGACGCGUCACAGCGCUGAGCUAUUCGCCGUUCCACGAGGACCUCCUGCUGUCCGCUGGAGAUGCCAAUGCCACUGUGAAAGUCUGGAAACUACCGAGUUCCGAGCCCAUGAUCGAGGAUCUGGUGACGCCCUUGACGUCAUUCCAAGAGACACAAGCGACUGUGGCGGGUAUCGUGCCACAUCCGUCCGCUGACUCGGUAGUCGCCACGUUCUCGAGACCUGGAGCACUGAGGAUUUACGACUUAGAGGCCGAGACGAUGAGGUUUGAAGUAGUCCUGGAGGGAGAUACAGCACUGAGCUCAGCGGCAUGGAACUGGGACGGUAGUGCUAUGGUAAUGGCUACACAAGACCAAGCUUUGAGACUCUUGGACCCGAGAACGAUGCAGAUCUCAGCGCCCGUAAUUGAAGCUGCACAUACUGGGAAACGGCACUUGAGUGUGGUCUGGUGUGGACGUACGCAGCACUUUAUGACGUGUGGGAGUGACCGCAUGCAGGAGCGAGAGCUGAAGCUGUGGGACCCACGUCAAUUGUCCAAGUGUGUGCAUCGAGAGCGUCUGGAUGCCGGCGGUGUGGGCCAGUUAUUUCCGCUAUAUGAUGCUGAUUUGGACUUGCUGUACGUGCUGGGCAAGGGAGAUCGCAGUGCUCGGCUGUUCGAAGUGGACUUGAUGCGAGCUCCUUAUGUGCACGCACUGGAUCAUAGUGCACUCGGCAGUAUGACACUUGCGGCGACGCUGCUACCGAAAGCGACGUGUGAUACAAAUGACUGUGAAGUCGCGCGUGUUCUGAACCUCAGCGCGAGCGGAAGCAGCGUCGGUGGGAGCUGCGAAGUCGUGAGCUACCGAGUGCCUCGCAAGGAGGCCACACACACGUUCCAGAGCGACUUGUAUCCGGAUACGUUGGCAGCUGAAGCAGCGAUGACAUCAACAGAGUGGCAAGAGGGACACAAUGCGGAGCCGAAGGUGCGUACAGUGACACCUACUGCCAAGCCUGUCGAGGAUGUGAGUGGGAGCGUAUUUGGUCGAAUGCCUGCACCGUCCGGUUGGGGAGCGCCACCCGCAAGUGCUGGAGCUACAGCCAACGGGUGGCAAACUUCUGGUUGGGGUCAGUCGCUGUCAUCGACGGCGUCGUCGAAUGCUGCGUCCAAAGUUGCGUCUGAUGUCAAGACGGGAUGGUCGUUGAGCACGAGAAAGUGGAAUGAGCCAGAACCCAUGGCUCAAAAUGCUCCCCCUUCUCCUGCGCAAUGGAACUCUGACACCUCAACGGUGUCUACUGCGCCCCCGACACCUCCGUCAAGCUCAGUAGAAAAAACUGAAGACGUUCUAACCCCGAUACCAGCAACUACGUCAGAUGAAUGGCCGUCAGCAGGAGUAGAACCGAUGGGUAUUGCCGAUGUGGUGGAGCUUUCGGACAAGGCGCAACGAUUGGGCGCCAAAUACGGGCACAAAUUGAAGUACGUGCAGGGCAAGGAAGCUCUACGCAACGAUGUGUUCCACUUCGGUGACAAGCGCGUGGCGUUCUCGACUCAAGCCUCGCCGGUGAUCGCUGCCAACGCAACGUUCUGGGCAGCGCCCAUUGCGGGCGCAGGUGGACCUGUGCUUGUUGAAAAGCUUGAUGCGAACGGGAAGGCACGACAUGGAGCUGCUCCCGUGAUUAAUGGACAGAAGGCUGAGGUGUCGACACUCGCGUUCAACCCGUUCAAAGAUCACGUGCUGGCUACAGGGUCUGCUGAUUCUACUAUCCAGAUAUGGUCUCUCGAUUCAGACACAAUAUCUGACAGAGCAGGUAAACUCACGCAGACGCUGUCAGGACACACCAAAAGUCUUCGAUCUCUUGAGUUUAACCCGACAGCGGCCGAUGUGCUGUGCUCUUCAAGUCUCGAUCUCUCGCUGCGGUUCUGGGAUAUCGAAGUCGGCCAGGAAAAGUUGUGUCUGGACGGAAAGCUGGACGAUAUCACGUGGAAUAUGGCUUUCAGUCCUGAUGGCGCUCUGUUGGCCACAGCAAGUCGCGCCAAGAUCGUCCGUGUGUUCGAUCCUCGUCAAUCGGAACAGGCGUUGGUCGCUAUGGGCUGCGGAUACGAGAGCAACAAGCCGCAGUUUGUGACUUGGGCAGACUCGACUCGUUUGCUGACUGUGGGUGUGAGCGCACGCAUCGAGACGCUAGUGAGUUUCUGGGACUCGCGCAACUUGUUGGAACCUCUGGGUGCUUCGGUGAUGGUUGACCCGGCAGCUAGUGCGGCUAGCACCACGACUCCGAUCCCGCUGUACGAUGCCAGCUCACACCUGCUCUUCCUCAUUGGCACGGGAAGUCGGCACAUUUGGAGCUACGAAGUGGACCCGGGGGCUGCUACGGUGCAAGCAAACCUGCCGUUCAUGUUGGCCGGCACGGACACGAUCGGUGGCGUCGCUCUUCUUCCGAAGGCCAUUUGCGAUAUCCGCGACGUUGAAUUGGCGCGGCUGCUUGUGGCAACGCUGAACGUUGUACAGCGUGUGUCAUUCUCGCUACCACGAGCUCAGAAACUCAAGGAAUUCUUUCAAGACGACGUAUAUGGGUUGGUCCCCAAGCCGGAACCAUCAGUGACUGCAGCACAGUGGUUCAUGGGCGAGACUGGCGCUCCUGUGUACGAGUCUCUUCGACCGGAUGGUAUGGUGGCGUUGUCCGAGAAACCGAAAGACACGACACCUGUGAGACCCAAGACGUUGGAUUUCCAGGCGCGCAAGAGAGAAGAAGAGGAGAAAGAGCGCCAGAAGGCUGCUCAGUUUGCUCGACUCAGCAAUCUUUCGGCUCAGCCAACCCUGCAUUCUACGCACCAUACGGGAGUCAACCCAACUGCGCCACAAGGUGCAGAGGUCGAUAGCGAUGACGACUGGGACGACUAA
Phytophthora infestans T30-4 is the source of this 2970-nucleotide messenger RNA. RefSeq names its product coronin-like protein. NCBI's taxonomy places the organism in Eukaryota, Oomycota, Peronosporomycetes, Peronosporales, Peronosporaceae. The record is from RefSeq and is a predicted model, not a curated record. The transcript has 3 exons. Bases 1 to 2970 code for a protein of 989 amino acids. Gene Ontology annotation, molecular function: protein binding.